AUGACCUUGUGCGUCCGCACAGGUCACUUUUCGAACGUUAAUUCGAAAAGGGAAACUGUCGCACUUCACAAGCCCCAUCCCGACCUUUUCUUUUCUUCUUUCUUCUUCCUAAAGCACAGUAGCACCAUCACCCAACCUUACGCACUCUCCAGUUCAGACCACCUAGACACCUUCGUCCGACCCCUCGCUACCGUCGAUGACCACCGUCGCCCUCUCUUCCUUUCUUCUUCUCCUCGCUCUUCUAUAUUUCCCUUUUUAUCUUCUUUGUACCGUGCUGCACCAUGUGUCUGCGACGGCAACCCUAGGCCACGCCUUCCAAUUCCAACGAACAGAACCAGAAGCGGCGAACUUCUGUGCUACUGCAACCACCCUUGCUUCUAUAUUUUUAGAGAAAGAGAAUUAAUAUAUGAUCUAUUCGAAGCUGCGACAGGUAUGAGAAUGAUGCAUAAUUUUUUCCGUAUCGGGGGAGUCGCGGCCGAUCUACCUCAUGGUUGGAUAGAUAAAUGUUUAGAUUUCUGCGAUUAUUUUUUAACAGGGGUUGUUGAAUAUCAAAAACUUAUUACGCGAAAUCCCAUUUUUUUAGAACAGGUUGAGGGAAUAGGCAUUGUUAGUGGAAAGGAAGUAAUUAAUUGGGGUUUAUCAGGACCGAUGCUUCGGGCUUCCGAAAUACAAUGGGAUCUGCGUAAAGUUGAAAAUUAUGAGUGUUAUGGGGAAUUUGAUUGGGACGUUCAAUGGCAAAAAGAAGGAGAUUCAUUAGCUCGUUAUUUAGUUCGAAUUGGUGAAAUGGUGGAAUCCAUAAAAAUUAUUCAACAGGCUUUGGAAGGAAUUCCCGGCGGACCAUAUGAGAAUUUAGAAAUCCGUUACUUUGAUAGGGAAAGGGAACCAGAAUGGAAUGAUUUUGAAUAUCGAUUCAUUAGUAAAAAACCGUCUCCGACUUUUGAAUUGCCGAAACAAGAACUUUAUGUAAGAGUUGAAGCCCCCAAAGGAGAAUUGGAGAUUUUUCUAAUAGGAGAUCAGAAUGGUUUUCCUUGGAGAUGGAAAAUUCGUCCAGCCACUACCCUCGCCUCCCCAUUUUUUCUUCUUUUUCCCGUCAACGCAGGUUCCAUGUCCUUCCUUAUUAUUUCUGAUUUAUCUGGACUUAAUGCUGCUGUGUAUGAACUUUGA
Molecule: messenger RNA, 1164 nt
Organism: Arachis duranensis
Lineage: Eukaryota; Viridiplantae; Streptophyta; Magnoliopsida; Fabales; Fabaceae
Product: NAD(P)H-quinone oxidoreductase subunit H, chloroplastic-like
Exons: 2
Coding region: 1-1164 (387 amino acids)
Molecular function (GO): NAD binding; NADH dehydrogenase (ubiquinone) activity; quinone binding
Source: RefSeq, a predicted model, not a curated record